This is a messenger RNA of Danio rerio (zebrafish), 4201 nucleotides long. NCBI's taxonomy places the organism in Eukaryota, Metazoa, Chordata, Actinopteri, Cypriniformes, Danionidae. The record is from RefSeq and is a predicted model, not a curated record.
UUGCCUCAUUUUUUUGAGUAAAACUGCCUCAAUCAUUUAGGCUUCGGAAGUCAGAAAAAUGUCCCUCAAAACCCUGGAGGAGCUGUAUAUAAUACUUGCAAUCACAUCCAUUUCAUUUUUAUUCUUGGAGUUCUCCAAGAUUAAUCUCUGCCCUACUUUCUUCAAGGAAUAUGGCAUUGAUGAAGUGGAGAUGCUGUUGAAAAGAUCGAAAAUAAAGGCUAAAGAGCGUCUGGUGGAUGUUGUUCUGGAGUUCUUUUCCUCUUGCAAGCAGUACAGCAGCAACUUAGAAAGGAAGAGGAAUCCACGCCAAAACAACCUGGAUAAAUGCCGCGUGGGGCUCAUCAAGAGGAACAUUGUUUUGCUGGCCAAGCAGACACUAAGAGUGAGAAAACGAGUCACCAGAAAUACAGUUAAAGACCGACUAGCAGAUCUUAGAAAUAUCACCAAGAGACUCCGCUUUCUGGCUAUAGAGCCUCAGAGCACUCUGCCUGAUGUGUUCCUGUGGAUGUUGAGUGGAGGGAGACGUGUGGCCUACGCCAGGAUUCCUGCACCCUCUGUCCUCUUCUCUCUGGUGGAGGAGGAGAAAGGAAAAGACUGCGGAAAAAUCACUGCUGUGUACAUGAAGACACCUGGAGGGCCAGUGGGGGAAAUCUUCGCCAAGCUGGAAGUCUAUAUGUGGCUGGGUAUCACAAAGUAUGCCAAAAACUGUGUCACCAGUCUUCCAGCAGAGUUUAGACCCAUUUACGAAGAUGCGACAUCUGGUGCAUCGAUUCCCCGUAACAUGCCUCCCACCAAAUUAGCAGUGGAAGACAGUCGUUACUUCCAGUUACGUGCUCACAUUUAUCAGGCGCGGGGCAUCAUUGCAGCUGAUGACAAUGGACUGUCAGACCCCUUUGCCAAGGUUGUGUUCAGCACUCAAUGUCAAGUCACACGGGUGAUGGAGGAAACUCUGUCCCCGACGUGGUGUGAGUUACUCUUCUAUGAUCAGGUUCUGAUGGAGGGCAGUAAGGACGAAUACAGGGAAGACCCUCCGGUGGUCAUCAUCAACAUCUAUGACUACAACAAACUAGGAAGUCCACAAGCCCUUGGUCGUGCAUUUGCCAGGCCAGAGCUGAAGUUUGUGGAAGAGCCGUAUAAAAAACCCCAGCUGCAGUUUUUCGAGAUCACAAAAGGCAAGAGUAAAGCUGGUGAAAUUCUGGCCGCUCUUGAGCUUAUUGAGCUGGAUUACUCAAGCUUUGGAGAGCCAGCUCUGCCAGUGGAUGUUGACCCCAAGAAACCACAAUACAUGGAAGAAGAAUGCUAUUAUAUCAUUCCUGAGGGAGUGCGACCCGUGCUGAGGAAAUACAGAAUAGAGGUGCUGUACUGGGGCCUGAGGGGCUUGAAAAGGGUCAACCUGUUUGAGGUGGAGCGUCCUCAAGUGAGGAUGGAGUGUGCGGGACAGAUGAUCGAGUCGGAGGAAAUUCAGAGUUACAAGCUGAACCCAAACUUCAGUGAUGUGGUUAAACACUUUGAUGUUGAGCUGCCAGAGCUUGUGUACCUUCAUCCUCCUCUCACCAUUUUCGUAAUGGAGCAGAGGGCCUUCGGGAGGCUGGUGCUGGUGGGAACUCAUGUGGUUCAAAACCUUGUGCAGUUUGGGCCCAGAGACCAGGAGGAGUGGAAAGACGAGGAGGAGGAGCCUGAGGAGAAAAAGCCUCCUAAGAAGUCCACUCCAUUAACCACUGUGAUCAACAUGGAUUUGGGAGGCCUUCCUCUGAAGCACACCAAAAUUCCCAUCAACCCUCUCAACUUAGUCACGUCUCCAAUUAAAAAGGUGAUCAAAAAGGAGGAGGAGUUAGAGGAGGAGCCACCUGAAAAGGAGGAACUUGAUUGGUGGUCUAAAUAUUAUGCGUCUCUGGCUGAACUCGAAAAACAGGAAGAGAAAGAGGAUGACUUGGAAGAUGGACAGGAUGGAGAUGGAGCGCCGCUGACCAUGUCUGCACUGGAGGCAGAGGAUGAUGAAGGUGUGACUGAAGUAGAUUCUCCUGCUCCAAAAAGGAAGAACAUUUGCACCUUACAGCUUUACAAGUUUGAACUGGAAAACGACUUCAGUCAGUUCAUGGACUGGUUGCACAUAUUUCCUGUCUACAAAGGCAAAUCUAGUCUGGAAGAUGAAGAGGAAGAUGAAAGUUCGAGAUAUAUGGGUAAAUAUAAGGGAUCGUUUCUUAUAUACCCCAUUGCUCCUGAAGACGAGGAAGCGGACUGUCAGAUCACUAACGGGAUUCCCAAAAAUACACCUAUCAAAGUCCUUGUGAGGGUGUAUGUUGUAAAAGCAACCAAUCUGGCUCCCACAGACCCAAAUGGAAAGGCAGACCCCUAUGUAGUGGUGAAAGUUGGCCAGCAGCAAAUGGACAGCAAAGAACGCUACAUUCCUAAACAGCUGAACCCAGUGUUUGGAGAAGUGUUUGAACUGACCGUGUCCUUCCCUCUGGAGACAGAGCUCACGCUGUAUGUGUUUGACCAUGAUCUUGUGGGAUCUGAUGACCUCAUUGGCAAAACUCGCGUGGACCUGGAGAACCGUUUCUUCAGCCGCCACCGUGCCGGGUGUGGCCUGGCCCUUCAUUAUGAUAAGGAUGGCUAUAAUAAAUGGAGAGAUGCCAAGAAGCCCACUGCGAUAUUAUUGGAGCUCUGCCGCAAAAAUGGGAUUCCUUCUCCGGAGUACAGAGAGUCUGAAAUUAAAGUGCUCAACAAGAUCUUCAGAGUUCCCAACGAGGCUUUUCCAGAGGAGUUGCUGAAGAAGAAUAAGAAGACAGAGGAGGACUACGCAGAGCUGGAUGAGCACAAAGCUCUGAGUGUCCUGCAUCGCUGGAAGGAGAUGAGAGAGUUCUGCGAAGGAGCCUGUCCACUGGUUCCUGAGCAUGUGGAAGUUCGCUCACUGCUCAAUGCGGAGAAGCCGGGCCUCCCUCAGGGUUAUGUGCACAUGUGGAUUGACAUGUUUCCUGUGGAUGUUCCUCCACCACCACCUGUUAAUAUUAAACCUAGACUUCCAGAGAGUUAUGAGCUGCGUGUGAUCAUCUGGAAUACUGAUGAUGUCGUGCUGGAUGAUGUCAACCCUUUCACUGGAGAGCCUUCAAGUGACAUCUAUGUUAAAGGCUGGAUUAAAGGUCUGGAAGAUGAGAAACAGGAGACAGAUGUGCAUUUCAAUUCCCUGACUGGUGAAGGCAACUUUAACUGGCGCUUUGUCUUCCAUUUUGACUAUCUUCCCACUGAGAAGGAGGUCAUUUACAAGAAGAAGGAGUCUCUGUUCGCCCUUGAGGAGACAGAGUUUCGCCAGCCGGCUGUUCUGGUACUGCAGGUCUGGGAUUAUGACCGCAUCGGCUCCAAUGACUUCUUGGGAUCCAUAGAGUUGCGUCUUAGUGAUAUGGUCCGUGCGGUGAAAACUUCAGAGCAAUGCAGCGUCAAAAUGGCUAAAGACAAGGCUGGCCCUCGCUUCUCCAUCUUCCGCAGCAAGAGGAUGAAGGGCUGGUGGCCACUCAUCAAACUGAAAAGCCAAGAGGAUAUCGAGAGAGAGGAGAGGGAGGCUGAGCAAGAGAAGAAAAACAAGAAGAAGAAGAAAAAGAAGUCAAGCAAACGAAGCCAAAUGAAACCGGAAGAUCUGCAGUUUGUGGACAACAGCGGGAACACCUUCCUCUUAAUGGGUAAAGUAGAAGCAGAGUUUCACCUUGUGACCCCUGAGGAAGCUGAAAAGAACCCUGUAGGAAAAGCGCGCAAAGAACCUGAGCCUCUGGACAAACCAAACCGUCCCAAGACAUCCUUCAACUGGUUUGUGAACCCCAUGAAGACCUUUGUGUUCUUCAUCUGGAAGAAGUACAAGAAGUACAUCAUUGCUUUGAUCAUUCUGGUUAUCCUGGGGCUCUUCCUCGGCCUCAUCCUCUACACUAUGCCGUCACACAUCAGCCAGCUCAUUGUUAAUGGAUGAGAAGGUGGAAACACACAGAAACACAGACAGACAUAAUGAUGCCUGCUUUAUGUGCACAUAGAAAUCAUUUACAUUCAAUGGAAAAGCCAUAACAAAUAGAGUAAGACUUAAAUUGUAGUUUAGUGCUUGAUUUAGUGUACAUUACAGUUCAGGUAUUUUUUCAUUGCAUAUGUUUUACACUGCGGAUGCACUUCCAGCUGCAACGCAUCACUGGGAAACGUCCAUACACUUUCACAUUCACAUUCA